CCGGCGGGGGCAGAGCCACCUCCGCCCGCCCCUCGCCGGCCCCCGGCCCCGCCCGGCGCUGCCCCGCGGCUCCGCCGGCUCCGAGCGGCUACAGCAGCGGCAGCGGACCACGAUGAAUGUGGAACAUGAAAUUAGCCUCUUAGUUGAGGAGAUUCGGCGGCUGGGAACCAAAAAUGCUGAUGGACAAGUGAGUGUGAAAUUUGGUGUGCUGUUUGCUGAUGAGAAGUGUGCCAACCUCUUUGAAGCCCUGGUGGGAACUCUUAAGGCAGCAAAACGACGGAAGAUUGUCACUUACCAAGGAGAGCUGCUUUUGCAAGGCGUUCAUGACAACGUGGAUAUCAUGCUGCUGCAGGACUGAUGCAGUGUUUCAGCUAUGUGUUCAUGGAAUUGCUUGAAACAGUUUGAUCAAUCAAACAAUUGUUUGAUUUGCCACAUUCUCUUAAUAAGGUUGAUCAUUCCAAGACAUUUUGAUGUAUUUUCUAUAUCUUUAUAGUCAAAAGAAAACUGUCCUUUUUUAGAAAACAUUUUCUUUUGUAAGUCUUCCUAAAAUGGUACUGUAUGUGAGUAAUGUAAAAGAUGCCAGAUCUUUUCUUCUUCUUUUUUUUUUUUUUUUUUUUUUUUUUUUGAUCUCAGGUAAUUCUCUCAAAUGUCUGAUGGUUAUUUUCAAAAUAUGAAGAAGAGGACUGGUAAUUUAAUGUUUACAAAUGAAAAUGUGCCAUGAAAGUAUAAAAUAAAAGCACAUACUUAAAUUUG
This is a messenger RNA of Vidua macroura (Pin-tailed whydah), 753 nucleotides long. RefSeq names its product ABRA C-terminal like (gene ABRACL). The record is from RefSeq and is a predicted model, not a curated record. Bases 113 to 358 code for a protein of 81 amino acids. Lineage: Eukaryota; Metazoa; Chordata; Aves; Passeriformes; Viduidae. The transcript is spliced from 3 exons. Gene Ontology annotation, biological process: regulation of actin filament-based process.